AUGGCGCUCACUUCCACAAGUCACAAGCAGCUGAUGCUCAGCUGUCCCUGCAUGUCAGUAUCAUCGUUUGUCUCGAGAAGCGAAGGCCUGGACAACUCCAUCAAGACUGCCAGUCGUGUCAUGGGUGUCUAUGUCGAGCAGGCUGACGCAGCCGCGAAGCGUUGCGAGCAGCCAGUCUUCAAAAAGACGGACGAGGCGAAGCCCAGCUUCUUGUACUUCGAUGCGCAGAAGGAGAGAUGGCGCAUCGCCAAAUCCAUGGAAGAGAAAGGUGAUUAUGCCCACAUCAAGGACAAGGGCCAGUUGCCCUGGCAGCUGAAGAAGCCUUGGAAGGUCUACAACGGCGACAAGUACGAGGAAGUCUCUGCGCUCCAAGUGCAGGAGGCAGACCCAUCGGUUCAAGAGGAAGCCAAAGCCAAUAAGGGCCGGGCCAAAACAACAGAGAAGCGUGGCAAAGUCAAGGAGAGUAGCACGGCCACGGGAAAUGGAUCAAAGAGGACUCGUGACAGGAAGUGGCUUGGCCAGCAGAUGAGCGCUGAUGAGCUGCCACUCGAAGCCCUGAAGGAGCUGCCCAAGGAUGCCCCAAAUGGACACGAUGCGUGGAAAGUUGUGAAGUGGGAGCCGUCCAACAAUCGGGCGCUCUUUCAGUUCAAGGGUGUUCGCAUUCAGACCACUCAAUUCGGCUGUGGGUCAAAGCAUGCGGCAGAAGUCGUCGCCAGGGCCUGCUACGUCAUGCUGGCUGACGGAAAAGGGAAAGAUGAGGUCAUGAACUUUCGGGAUGGUUGGUACCGAAGGAUUAGAUCUUUCAAGGCAGGGGAGGCGGCGACCGCGAACGGACAGGGAAGCAGCAGUGACAUCUCACCGAACGAGCGGAAGAAUCACACUGCUCCAGAUGAGGGCAAAGAGCAAGCAAGCUCACCUUCGCCAGACGAAAUACGCGAGUCAAGCUCCAGCAGUGGAUCUGAAGAUUCAGACAGUGCUGGCAAAGGUUCCGACACUGAGUCCCAAGAGGACGCCGUGGAUGCAGGAGGACAAAAGGGCUUUGGCUUUCUUGAUCCGCGCAAUCCGCCUGGUGCGCUGGGCAGGGUGUGUGCGAAGAUGGCGGUCCGAACAGGCAUUCGCUGCUUCAAGUGCUACUUCGAGAGACAUAAAUGUCAAUGUAAGAGCACCUGA
Molecule: messenger RNA, 1170 nt
Organism: Symbiodinium natans
Lineage: Eukaryota; Dinophyceae; Suessiales; Symbiodiniaceae
Source: the annotation of a GenBank genome assembly